GGCGUUUCAUAAGCGAUACAAACAGCAGAGGAGGCUGCACGCUGUUUUUCAAAGGGACAAAACGCGUAACAUUCACUGAAUAGCAAUUGCAAUAGUGUAACCACUCUUUUACACGUUAUAAAACAAAAUAUUGAUGACUAUUGAAAAACACGCGGUUUCAGCAGUUUGGAGGGGGUGCUGCUGAAGUCACCAUGUGGAACCAUUCUAAUUUGUAAGAGACCAACGGAGCGCUGACGUGCAAGAAAACGGGAAAGUUACGGACGUGAGCAGGAUGUCUGCGGAUGAGGGGGCUCAUGCCCACGUCAGGUCCGGGGAUGCUCCCAUGUACGUGUAUGAGUCGACGGUGCACUGUGCCAACGUGCUGCUGAGUCUGGAGGACCAGCGGCGGCAGGACAUCCUGUGUGAUGUGACGGUGGUGGUGGAGGGGACGGAGAUCAGGGCCCACAGGGCCGUCCUGGCAGCCAGCAGCAGAUACUUCCUACAGGUGCUGCUGGGACACACACACCCCGAGCAGGAGCCAAUCAUCAGCCUGUCUGACAAGGUCACAGCCAGGGGGUUUGCCCCGCUGCUACAGUUUGCCUACACAGCCAAGCUGGUUCUGAGCAAAGAGAACAUCCAUGAGGUGAUCCGCUGUGCUGACUUCCUGGGCGUUCACAACCUAGAGGACUCCUGCUUCCGCUUUCUGCAGGCCCAGCUGCACAGCGACACCGCUGAUCACAACAAUGGCCUUCUCUGCCGCAGGGAGCACACCGAUGACCUCAUCACAGAGAUGGACGGUAGUGGUGGUUCCGCAUCGUCGGAGAAGCUCAGAGUGACGUCAUCCUCAGCGACGAGGCGGCGGCCCAAUCACUCAACCCUCACGUCCCUCACCAGUAGCCUGACCUCUGACCUCCCACGAUGCCCCAAAUACAGGAAGUACCAGCAGGCCUGCGCCAAGCACAGCGGAGAGAAUGACGACGAUGACAGCGUCACCUCAGCCUCCUCGUCACACUGCCAUACCUCAACCUCGCCAGGCCCUCUCUCAGAGACCAGCAGCACCCGUCAAGGGGGACAACCUCACCCCCUCUCCCCCUCCAGAAUCAAAGAGGAACCCCGCUCCUGGGGCGAGGAAGAGGGGAGUCCCCCAGGACUGUCAGAGGACAGCCAGGAUGUCCUGGAGAUGGAGAUGUGGCCGGAGCCCUCAGAGCGUCCCCCCAGCAGAGGCUCACCAUCCUGCCUGAGCUCCUACCUCCAGAGGGGCCUCCUGGGUCUCAGUAACCCAGACAGCACUCUACCUACCACUCCUCUCACCCAGCAGCUACUGAACAACGAACGCUCAUUAGCCCAUAACAGGGAUAGGGACAGGAACAGGGGGGCAUUUCAAGGUGAGGGUGGAAGGGACCUCAGGGCGGGGUCUGCAGGGACAGUGCAUUUGUCUGUGGAUGGUGUGACUAUGCAACCUCUGCCCUCAGAUGGUCUCAGCAAGCAGGAAGUAGAGUUGGAUCGCCGUAGCAGCGUCAUCUUCUCCUCUGGAGUGUGCGACCGCCUGGGAACACCGUCUCAAUCCUACUGCGACCGGAAGUCUCUGGAAAAAGAUCUGUUGGAGAUCACAUCAAAAUCCCUGUGGACAGGUGUUAGUCAGUCCUUCCCCUGCCGCCAGCCUUACUCGCCCCUAUCCUCCUCCACCACCCUCACCACGGUCCUCCAGGACCCCCUGCCGACAGUGGCCUGCCGAGCGCAACCCACGACCAGCUGCCCUCUGCCCAUAAAGAUUUCCCCCCGCUCCCCUCCAUGCGAGCCCCGCACACGCACCUCAAGCUCCUGCUCAUCUUUCUCUUACCUGGAGGACGUGGGCAGUGGGGACUCGCCCUCCAACAUGCCCCAGUUUGAGUUCUCCUCCUCCCCAUGCUCUGUGUCGGGCUCUGGCCUGGCUCGCUGUCUGGUGGGGGAGCAGAGGGAGCACGGUGGGAUGGUGGUGGGGGAAGCCAUUUUCUCUCAGGGCCGUGCCAAGAUCAAGUGUGAACGUUCGUACGGGGCCAACUCCAGUGAUGAAUCUGGGUCCUUCUCAGAGGGAGACAGUGAGUCCGGCCCUGCCAGAGAGCCAGGCCCUGAGGUCAAACUUCCAUUCCCGGUGGAUCAGAUCACCAACCUUCCCCGUAAUGACUUCCAGAUCAUGAUAAAGAUGCACAAACUGACCUCAGAGCAGCUGGAGUUCAUUCACGACAUCCGGCGGCGCAGUAAGAACCGCAUCGCCGCCCAGCGCUGCCGCAAGAGGAAGCUAGACUGCAUCCAGAACCUGGAGGUGGAGAUACGCAAAUUGGUACAUGAGAAGGAGAAGCUACUGAGUGAGAGGAACCAGCUGAAGGUGUGCAUGGGUGAGCUGUGGCAGAACCUCUCCUACCUGUCCCAGGCUGUGUCCCAGGAGGUGUGCAGGGAGGUGCAGGGGAACCCCGAGAAGACCAAAGCCCUGCUCCCUACACACAGGCCCAGCGAUCCCACCGCUGCCACCAACAGCAUCUCCAUCAUGGCCAGCAUCGACCUCACUUCCAACCCAAGCUCCCCAACCUCAGAGGGCAGCCUGGCCAAGUCACCCUGCUCCUAUGAAAGCCCUGUGGAGAGAGAUGUUGGCUCUGGGCAGAGGCUUAGGAGAGGGCAGGGCGGUGUGGAGACAGAGGUGUCUGUCCUGGGGCAGGAGGACCCGGAGUCUUCCCUAGAGCCUGGAGCAUCUCCGGGUGUGUGUAGCCCCACUGUUUCGGUGGAUUUCUGUCAAGAGAUGACUGAGAAAUGCACGACAGAAGAACAGCCCGGACAGGCCUGUACCUGGCUAGCAACGACUGAAUAGCUAGCAACCAUUAGUGUUUUUAUUGUUAUUAUGACACACAUCUCUACCUUGAUAUGUAUAAAAUUUGAAAUACAUUUGUUAUGCGUGUUUUUUAAAGGAUGACACUACAGUUGUCUUAUCAGCAAUACUGUUAAAACAGGUAUUUGGAGUUAUCAAACUCCUUAAGACAUAGCACUGGCAGCUUCCCCCUCUCUCUUUAUCUCUCCACCCAGCUAGCACAUUUAAUUCCUUGGAAGUUGUGGCAAUGUAUGUUUUUGGUUUCACAUUCAUUGUGGGAACGAAGCCAUACGUUUCCUGACCGGUAAAACUGAACGUUUUUAAAUGAGAAUAGAAGGGAAUAUUUUGCCUGUUCUGGGAAUGUUUAUUUUUCGGUUGCAGGGAAGUUAUGAUAACGUCUUACUAUGGUUCCUAGAAUGUUUUCCUGGGAGAUUUUAACGCUCUGAGAGCAGAAAUUAUUGGUUAUUUGGAGGUUUUUGAAUGACUUCCUUAAAACUUUCAUUAAGAUGUUUAAUAACACUGCUAGCUUAUUUUGUGUUAACUUUUUUGAACUCCAAGCACAGAUAAGAGACAUGGAAAUGUAUUUCCUUAGGCAUUAAUCAUGCAAACGCAAUUAUAUUUUAUUGUGACACGGCAUCAGUGAGAUUCAAACCUUUAGUCUUCUGUUCUCUAUCCAUGGAAUUAGUCCACUGCACCACCAGGAUGGAGCAAGCAUGCCAUGUUUUUUACGCAUUCAAAACUGUUCAUUUUUGUCUAUUCAAACAGACCCCAUUUCAAGGAAAACAAGCACUCGUUAAGAUCAGGUGUGGCCGAUAAGUGGGUGCGGUUAACACACCUGAACACGCUUAACAAGAAAGAGGAUAGAGAGAGUUUUGUUGUUGCUGAGAACGGAAUGUAUAUGUUAACAUGUAUAUGUUACUAAAGUUUUCUUGUGAUUUUUAUGGAAAGUUUUUUCACCUUCUGAGAAUGGAAUGUAUGUUUUUAAAUAACAUUCUUAGAACGUUCUCUGAACGUCACUAAAGUUUUCUUGUGUUUUUUUUACGGAAAGUUUUCUUAACGUUUUCUGAACAAUUUGAGAACAUUACUUUAAAUGGAACCAUGAGGAAACAUUAUACUGAAGUACCGAAAUUCCCACAGAAGAACAUUGUUUCUUAACGUUCUCUGAACAAUUUGAGAACAUUCCCAAUGUCAAACCAGUUGGAGAAUGUUCCUAGAACAUUACC
Molecule: messenger RNA, 4041 nt
Organism: Oncorhynchus tshawytscha (Chinook salmon)
Lineage: Eukaryota; Metazoa; Chordata; Actinopteri; Salmoniformes; Salmonidae
Product: transcription regulator protein BACH2
Exons: 5
Coding region: 272-2821 (849 amino acids)
Biological process (GO): regulation of transcription by RNA polymerase II
Molecular function (GO): RNA polymerase II cis-regulatory region sequence-specific DNA binding; DNA-binding transcription factor activity, RNA polymerase II-specific; protein binding
Source: RefSeq, a predicted model, not a curated record